GUUUUGAAACAAUAUGGGGAAACAACAAAACAAGUUUAGAGGAGUGAGGCAACGGCGGUGGGGCUCAUGGGUCUCUGAAAUUCGUCAUCCUCUUCUGAAGAGAAGAGUUUGGUUGGGAACGUUUGAAACGGCUGAGGACGCAGCUCGAGCCUACGAUGAGGCCGCCAUUCUCAUGAGCGGUCGAACUGCAAAAACCAACUUUCCUGUGUCCACCGCCAUGGUCAGAACUGAAGCUCGAAAUAUUCCUCCAUUUUCGCCGUUGUCGACAAUUCUCAACACUAAACUUCGCAAGUGUUGGAAAUCUCUUCCUCCUUCUCUAACUUGCCUUCGUCUCGACACCGAGAGUUGUCGCAUUGGUGUUUGGCAGAGACAUGUGGGACAUUGCCGAGUGGUCGACUCGAGCUGGGUGAUGAUGGUGGAGCUUGAGAAGAAGAACAAUGACGGAUUCCGAGUAACGGAUGAGUCAUCGGAAAAUGGUGUGGAAGAUCGGGUGAGACUAAUUUCAGAUGGGACAGAAAGUUUAGAUGAGGAAGAAAGAGCUGCUUUGCAAAUGAUUGAAGAACUUUUGAAUAAGAUAUGAAUCAUACAGAUUUUUCAAGAA
Messenger RNA from Benincasa hispida (wax gourd), 601 nucleotides. RefSeq names its product ethylene-responsive transcription factor WIN1-like. NCBI's taxonomy places the organism in Eukaryota, Viridiplantae, Streptophyta, Magnoliopsida, Cucurbitales, Cucurbitaceae. Gene Ontology annotation, biological process: regulation of DNA-templated transcription. Gene Ontology annotation, molecular function: DNA binding; DNA-binding transcription factor activity. The record is from RefSeq and is a predicted model, not a curated record.